This is a messenger RNA of Trifolium pratense (red clover), 1310 nucleotides long. RefSeq lists its product as uncharacterized. The transcript has 4 exons. The coding region runs from base 138 to 749 and encodes 203 amino acids. NCBI's taxonomy places the organism in Eukaryota, Viridiplantae, Streptophyta, Magnoliopsida, Fabales, Fabaceae. The record is from RefSeq and is a predicted model, not a curated record.
CGAAAUACAUGUCCUUGAACAAGCAACAACAUUUGGAACCCAUAGUGAUAUAUGUGUGAAUCUUCUUUCCAACUUGUGAAAGAUUUCUUAGAUAUAUAUAUAUAUAUCCCUACGGUGGUUCCAAUCAAACAAAAGAUAUGUCUAGCAGAUAUAAUACAGCCGUUAACAGUUUCGAGGACACCUUGGCGAGUAAGAUCGAUACUCGUAAUUCGAACGACAUCAUGUCAAGAAAGGAUUAUUAUGACAGGUUAAUCAUUGAAGACAGGGAACGACGAUCAUCAAGUUUACCCGCUAUGCGAAGUAGAUUGUUGCUAUCAGAAGAACAAAUUUUGCAAAUUGAAGAAUUAGGCAUUAACCUCGAAGACCCUAAGGACGUACUAGAUGAACUGGACGGACGACGAAGACAAGGAGAGAUAUAUGAACAUCUAAAUGCCCAAUGGCUAAACAUUAUGAAACGGUUGAAAUUUCUAUCAAAGAAAAAUGAGAAUCUCUCAAUUGAUGAGGCUUUUGAAAUAUAUGAUGCAUCAGUUGUGUUGAAUGUUGAAGCUUCCGACAAAAUUUAUGGAUGGGGGGAUCGUGAAGAUUAUGAUAAUGAUGCUUAUAGAAAAGCAAAUCACGGAUCAGUUCGUCUUGCAGGGCAAAUAGCUAAGAGUGGUCUUCUUUUGAUGCUUCAAGCAAAAAUGCUAAAAAGGAAAGGGCGUGAACUACUUGACCUAAGCAAAUCCAAGUUGAAGGAUGCAUACCCUUAAAGUAUAUGUUUGAAUUGGUGGCAUACGAUGAAAUAAGUUAAAUAAAAUUUCGAAGCUGAAGAAUAAUACUUUGUUUCAAGGAGAGGAUGCUAAUUUUUAAGGUUUAUUCGACGUUCGGAGUCUUUAUUUUUAAAUUGGUGUAAUAACGUUUUAUCGUGCUUAUUUAGUAUUAACGAUCUUUUGAAUUGUAAAGGUUUGAGUAUCUUUUACGCUUUUUUAUAAUUGUUGAAUCUAAGAGGACUCUAGAUGAUUAAUUCAUAUUGUGCAUAAGCUGACUUGGUGUGCAAGCUAGCAAAAAAGUGAAAGUGUAACUAAUUGCUUGAGAAGCAAGUUAGUUAGUUUGUUAAUAGAGUUUGUUAGAUUCAGUUAGUGUUUGUUUCACCUAGGUUGUUAAAGUGUUUUAGAGUCAGUUAGGGAGUUGUUAGUUGGUUAGGGCCUAAGAGAAUCAUCAACUAAUGUGAUGAUCUAGUAUUAGUAUAAAUAAUAGGCUCAUGAUUAGUGAUUGUAAUCAACUAUUUUCCCCCAUUGAGGAUGAAUAAAACUGACUUCAUUUUUCCCUAA